CCGUCAUCAACCUUGUGGUCGUUGCAUUUACUCCGCGACGAGAAAUCGAACUGGACGUCGAACGAUGCGAUACCGUCGAGCUCGAACGAACCACUGAUCUUUCGAGAACGACGACUCCGUUUAUACUGUUACCAGCUCGGAUCGGAGAAACCUCUCUCCGCCGCCAUGAAUGUCCGCGAUUUGAUCCACGACUCAGGUCCUUACCAGCCUUAUCCACGUAGUAGAUCGGCCACCGACGAAUCAGAUACACGACCAGUUACGUCGCCAUUAGAUGCAAUGUUGUCUCUGGCUCCUUCGCGCGCCUCGUCGCCGACCACACCUCCAGUGCAGAAUUACUCGAGAAAGGCGAGUAUAGCGCUCAUUGGCAUGAGAGGAGUGGGCAAGACAACCUUAGGGACCAUCGCCGCCAAGGCUCUUGCUUGGGAACUUCUAGACACGGACACUAUCUUUGAGAAGCAAAACAUGCCAAUUGCCCAGUACAUACAAGCAUAUGGAUGGGACGCCUUUCGCAAAGCCGAGUCGAAUAUCCUUGCUGAAAUCCUCCGCCAGCAUCCUGUUGGCAAGGUCAUCGCUUGCGGUGGUGGUGUUGUCGAGCUAGAGGCCAACCGCGCCAUGCUUCAAAAAUUCAGGCAAACAGGACCCGUCAUACACGUUUUGCGUGAGAAGGAAGCCGUGCUCAGCUACCUUCGCCAAUCCACACAUUUUCCUCCUUACAUCCAUGAAACCUCGAGAGAGGCCUGGGACCGGAGAGAAAAGUACUUUCGCCAGUGUUGCUCGUUUGAGUUUGUCUCCCUUACCGUCCCCAUUCCGCCGGCUCCAGAGGGCUCGAAAGAAACUGUCACGCCGGACCAGACCUUUGCUCUCAAACCUGUGGAAGAAGAGUUUUUCCGACUCUUGCGGUUUAUCCACGGUGUGGAUUGUAACAAAGUUCCUUUGACUCCCCGUAGUCGCCGCUCAUACUUCCUCGCUCUCACUUACGAAGACAUCAGGGAAGCGGUUGACCAUUUGGAGGAAAUUUCUUUAGGUAUAGACCUAUGGGAAGUCCGUGCAGACCUUCUUCUCUCGCAGGAUCCUACCUUUAUUGCAUAUCAAAUUGCAACUCUGCGCCGACACUCUCCGCUUCCUAUUCUGUUCACACUCCGUACCCUCAAGCAGGGUGGUAAAUAUCCUGAUGUUGGUACGAAGGAUACUCCUCAAAGCCAUUUGAACAUUCUUUUCCAUGCGCUCACUCUCGGCGUCGAGUAUAUAGACUUGGAAAUGGUCCUCCCAGAUUCUAUAUUCUCUCACAUUGUGGAGCACAAGGGAAAUGCUAGCAUUCUCGUUUCGUAUCAAGACUGGAAAGGCAGCCUUAUUUGGACUAGUCCGCAGACACGGCAGCUGUACGAUAAAAUGGUCCGGAGAGGCGCAGAUAUCGUUAAAAUUGCAAGCACAGCGAAGACAUUUGAAGACAAUAUGAGUCUGAGGACGUUUGCGGGCACCAUUGAGAGGAAUCCUAUCCCCUUACUCGCCAUCAACAUGGGGCCUGAAGGCAAGAUAUCUCGAGUACUUAACACAGUUUUUUCCCCGAUGUCACAUCCUCUGCUUCCUCGAGCUGCGGCACCUGGUCAAAUCUCAUUCGUAGAUGUACAAUCCAUUCUACAUCUAGUCGGGCUACUACCUCCCAAGAAGUACUAUGUUUUUGGCUGUCCUAUUGCCCAUUCUAUGUCACCCACCAUACACAAUACCGCCUUUUCUACCCUAGGGCUCCCUCACACGUACGAAUUGAAGGAAACUACGUCAACAGAAGAGCUCAAAGAGGUUAUGAAAUCUUCCAGCUUUGGCGGCGCAAGUGUGACCAUACCUUUCAAAGUCGAGAUUAUGCCUUAUUUACAACAUAUAUCACGGCAUGCAAGGAUCAUUGGAGCUGUCAACACCAUCAUACGCCUCGCAGAUGGUGAUUUAAGUGGUGAUAAUACUGACUGGCGAGCGAUCAAAAUAUGUCUCGUCCGUUCACUCUCACCCGCAAACGUCGUCACCUCAAGCACGACCGCCCUCGUCCUCGGCGCUGGCGGUACCUCCCGGGCGACCCUUUACGCGCUUCACCAGAUAGGCGUCAUCAACAUCUUCAUCUACAACCGUACUCGGCCCAAAGCCGAGCUGCUCGCAGAGGAAUUCUGCAAGCUAGAUCCGCUGAUGAAGAUCAAGGUGCUGGAUAGGCUGGAUGUCCCCCUCCCGAUUCACCCGCUGCCGACGAUGAUCGUAUCCACGAUUCCGGCGACGUCGAUGAGGAAUGCGGAGCUUAUUGAUGUGGGGCUCAGAGAGGAGCAUCUGAGUGAUCAUGGUGGGGUGGCGAUUGAGUUGGCAUAUGAGAGGAGGAUUACGAAGCUACUGGCGUUGGCGCAGGAGAAGAGGGAUAAGGGGAUUGCGUGGGCGGUUGUUGAGGGUAUUGAGUUGCUGUUGGAGCAGGCGUAUGAGCAGGUCAAGAUAUGGACUGGGAGGCGAGCGCCGAGGACGAAGGUGAAGCAGAAAGUCAUGGAGGAGUAUGAGAAGGGGAGACGGACAAUGUCGUGAUAUUAAAGUGCAUCUUGCCGUGUUGUAGUAUAUACCAUAUUGUAACAUUAUUGGAGGAUUGUUAACGCAUCUAUCUAGCAACAUGGAUCAUGUCAAUAAGGAUGUAGGUAAUCAUACAGGGAAAUAGUCCAAGCUAUGAUAGUUUACAAGGAAAUGAGACAAUGUC
Messenger RNA from Guyanagaster necrorhizus, 2716 nucleotides. RefSeq names its product shikimate-5-dehydrogenase. The transcript is spliced from 4 exons. Gene Ontology annotation, molecular function: shikimate 3-dehydrogenase (NADP+) activity; 3-dehydroquinate dehydratase activity. Bases 166 to 2550 code for a protein of 794 amino acids. Gene Ontology annotation, biological process: shikimate metabolic process; chorismate biosynthetic process. Gene Ontology annotation, cellular component: cytoplasm. The record is from RefSeq and is a predicted model, not a curated record. NCBI's taxonomy places the organism in Eukaryota, Fungi, Basidiomycota, Agaricomycetes, Agaricales, Physalacriaceae.